Messenger RNA from Manduca sexta (tobacco hornworm), 2615 nucleotides. Its product is annotated as CKLF-like MARVEL transmembrane domain-containing protein 4. Bases 614 to 1150 code for a protein of 178 amino acids. The transcript is spliced from 4 exons. Gene Ontology annotation, cellular component: membrane. NCBI's taxonomy places the organism in Eukaryota, Metazoa, Arthropoda, Insecta, Lepidoptera, Sphingidae. The record is from RefSeq and is a predicted model, not a curated record.
UAUGUGAAGUCUGCCAAUCCGCGCUAGACCAGCGUAUUGGUUUAAGGUUUAACCCCUUUCAGUAAUAGAGGAGGCCCGACUUACGUAAACCGGGAUGUUCUUUGUGGAUAUACAUCUAUUUCCAAUUCCAAAUCUUUGUGAUUGGUUGUAUCAUAAAUCUUUGCAUUUUAUGUGACAUGACUGUAGUAUUUAAAAAAAUAGUGGUAACCCUAAGACCUAAACAGAUUUUGUUAGUCGGAGCGGUACCUACAUAUCUAUUUAAUUAAUUUCGGUUUUAUUUCAAUACUCUGUAUAUUGUUGUUAUAAAUAAAUCAAACCGUAAUAUUGGCUGGUCAUUGACGGCACAAAUUCUUCCAGUAUUAUCCUGCUGCGGUAACAAUGGUACAUGAAUACGAUUGAAAAUUAUUCAUAUACAAUUCUUGGACGUGUAAACAAACACAAGUACAUUUAUAACAUGAGUCAGUAAUGUGUUAUGCACACAUUGGCUAUCGUUUAGUGGUUUAGUGUCAAGGAGAGAUGCAGGCAGAGGCGCGCGAAGCAGUGCUUAUCAGCGAGCGGCUUCCUUCAUAAUUUACGCGAUUUUUACGCAACGGCUGUGCAUUGAUACUGCAUCAUGACAUACCCUCCUAACCCUCCUGCCCCGCAGAGCAUGGGCUCCACCAACACCAUGUUUAUCACCGCAGUCAGGUUUGACCCCUCGUACUUGAAGACCUUGCCGGGGAUUCUCAAGUGUAUUGUCAUCCUCUUCAAUUUCAUAGGUUUCGUGUGCGUGCAAGCGUCGGCCUUCUGGUCGAACGGACGCGGCGUGUUCUUCAACAUCGUGGCGAACCUCGGCUUCUGGUUCUCCGGGGCGAUGCUGCUGUUCUACCUGUUCCACCUGAUCGAGAAAUACCACAACAUCAAGUGGCUGCAAGUGGAGAUGGUGGCGUGCGCUGUCAUGGUGUUCCUGUAUAUGAUUGCAUCUACUAUUGUCGUCGCGUUUGGAUCCGCUGCGUAUUCUGCUGGUGGGUUCUUCGGUUACCUGGCCAUGGUGCUCUAUGGAGUUGACGCGUUCCUCAAAUACAAAGCGUUGAAGGCAGGAGAGCUGCCCCAAGGACAACGGGUGGUCACCAAGCAGGCGCACGUGGUGACGCCACCAGCAAUGCCAUAGCACGACCUCCAUCCGCGGUGGUAGAUAAAACAACCAAGGUCGGUGGUAGGAAAACUUGAUUAGUUUUGUAACGGAACGAAAUUAUUUAUUGGUCCUACGAACCGGAAAAAUGUGCUGCAAUUUUUGGAUCUAUUUAUAAGCGUAGCUUGUAGUAAGGUCUUGUAAAUCUUGUAAAAAUAACCAAAAAGAUAAGGACUGUUUAAGUUUAUAUUGUCUAUAGAACAAAUAGUAUAGAAACACUUUUAAACGCACUUAAAUCGAUAAAUCAAUGUACUUAAACCUUAUCGAUAUUAUACAAUGUUCCUGAUUGACAAACGAACAUGAUUUAAUCGAAUAGGUAAAUUUUGCGACAUAUCGCGUGAACUCAUACUUUAAAAUUUCAUUAAAAAUCGUCUAAAUCCUUGAGGAUUCAUAUCCUACAAUCUAGACUAGGAUUAAGGAGUCCAUACCCUAAUUUAUGAAAGCCACAUCAUUUUACGUUAUAUACAACGUUCCAUAAAAACGUAUUGAAAGGGUUUUAUAAAUUUAAAAAAAAUUAACAUGAAAGGUGAGCGAUAUUACUCCGAAGUACUGGUUUAAUUAAAACUUAUUUUUAAUUGGUUUUAUCGGACACCUAGUAAUUACUAGUUAUAAGGAAAUAAAUCAAAAUAUUUCUAGUAAAUUGUAACGCUCCCAUUACAUUGUACUAUAACAUGAUCGUAAUUAUAUUCACGGGGCUAUGACGAUAAGUAACUUUGAAUAGCCGUGCAUUUUGAAUGUAAGUUUACGUUGAUUCAAAGAUUAGUUUAUAAGUGUAAUGGUCUGGCAUGGACUCCAGUUGCUAGGUGUUACAUUUUUUAGUUUUAAGCGUCCCACUGCGAGCAAUUAAUUUAUUGUUUUGCUUUCUACCCUCCUUAUGCCUUUUUGGAAAAAGGCGUAGUGGGUGUCUCAGGCCCACGCUAGGAUCUUGCGGACUCACCCCAGAAUCCCGCUAGGCUUCUCCUAAGAUGUCUAUGUAAAUCUAUUGUUGGUACAGGAGGAAAAUAAGUGUGAAUGUCGACUAUCCAAAUUUUAGUUUACGCUCUUAUCCUUAGGCCAAAUAGCGUUUUUAUAUUGAAGAAUAUAAAGAAUUUUCAAAUGCCCGUGUUUCAUACAUUUAAAAUGCUGAAAUCGGGCUUGAAUCCGUCGCGGAUUUGUCUUCACCUAGAGAGCGGCGUAUUUUAAAGUAGGGGCGGCACAUUUGCAAUCGGCGGACCCCCUUUUUUGCUCCAACAAAAUAGGCUCCUGCACGCAGGACGGCAUAUACUGAGUGCGUUAUACUUAAGGGAUGUAGAUCCAACACUACCUUGAAAAUAUGUACAGAAAAAGUAAUAAAAAUGCAGUAAAACUAUGUUAAGUCAUCAGAACGCUUAGUAGUUAAGUUAUUUAUUUUUCUAUUUUCCGCCUACUUGUAUAUACUAUGUUACUAUGUCACCUUAAAGGUAUU